AGCGUAGCUGCUGGCUGAAAUAAAAUCCUGAACGGCCUUGCUUACGGGAUGAUGUGCCCCUCAGCGGCCCCGGCUGGGAUUUCCUCUGCUCCCCGCCUGCUGCCGACCCGGCCGGCCUCCCCUGGGGCAGCCGGAGUGCGAGGGAUCGGAGGAGUGCGGGAGGCUCUGUCGGAAGGGUUUGCUUGUAUGAUGAGAGGAAAGGCUGUUGGAUUCUGUUCUUCACAGCCUCCAAAAAUAGCCGUCCCCGAGAAACUUUUCACGAGGGGAGUUUUCUCUGGCAAGUGCCCCAGAUUUCUGCGGGAGAUGAGUUAGCUGCUGCUUCUUUGCCUUUUUCUGGAAGCAAAACCCGUGAUUUGCAUCCCCAAAGAUGUGUAGCAGCUAUCAACAAUGGCUUUUGCUCGCCGGAGGCCAUGAGCGGUAACAACGCGGUGUUGGCUGCCAGAAAGAACCACAUGCAAAAGACUUUUCCUUCCCAUCCACUGACCUGUGUGCACAGCUGAAAAACAGAGGAGGAACUUGGCAGGAUGAAGCCUGUCAUCGUGGUGCAUGGUGGAGCUGGCCGGAUCUUCAGAGAGCGAGAAGAGGGAUGCCGUGCUGGUGUUGUCAGAGCUGCUGUGCGAGGUUACGCUCUCCUGAAGCAGGGAGGCAGUGCCGUGGAUGCAGUUGAGGAGGCAGUACGGUCAAUGGAAGAUGAUCCUCAUUUUAAUGCAGGUUGUGGAUCUGUUCUAAAUGAAAAAGGUGAAGUAGAAAUGGAUGCCAUUAUCAUGGAUGGAAAAAAUUUAGACUCUGGAGCAGUGUCUGCAGUUAAGUGCAUAGCAAACCCAAUAAAACUUGCUCGACUUGUUAUGGAAAAGACAAAGCACAUGCUGCUGACUGACCAUGGUGCACACCUGUUUGCUCAGGCCAUGGGUAUUCCUGAAAUUCCAGGGGAGAAACUCAUAACUGAGAGAUCUCGGGAGAGAUGGAAGAAGAACCUUGAGCCAGAUUCCAACCCUGAAGAGUUUCAGAAAGACCUUGGAACAGUCGGUGCUGUUGCUAUAGACAGUGAAGGCAAUGUGGCUUGUGCAACAUCCACGGGAGGACUCUCUAAUAAAAUGAUAGGCCGUGUUGGUGACACAGCAUGCAUAGGAAGUGGAGGUUAUGCUGACAACCAUUCUGGUGCCACUUCAACCACAGGACAUGGGGAGAGCAUUAUGAAAGUGGUCUUAGCCCGACUGAUUCUCUAUCACAUGGAGCAAGGAAUGUCACCAGAGGUAGCAGCAGACACUGCGUUAGACUACAUGAAGACACGAGUUGGGGGUUUGGGAGGUGUCAUUGUUGUCAACAAGGCAGGAGAGUGGGCAGCAAGGUUCUCCACCAAGCAAAUGUCCUGGGCUACUGUAAAGGAUGACAACUUGCAUUAUGGGAUUUAUGCUGGGGAGAAGCAUAUACAGUCUGUUGAUGAAGCUCUUGCAUCUGAAAGGGCGGGAUUCUAAGAGUGAAGAAAGCUGACUGACAGAGAAGAAUGAAGAUCUCCAGGUUUUGCUGGAGGACAACGACAGUUGAUUUUGUCUUUCUGAAAGGUCUUUUGGUUCACAGGCAUUACCACAUUUAAAAUCAAAAGUCAAAACAAAAUCUGGACAUUGUUCUUUGGUGGACGUGUAUAUAUGUGUAGUCUUUUAAUACCUUUGUGAAAUCAGAUACUUCUUUUUUAGAUAAGAAAGAGAAUGGUCUGUAGGUUCCUUGGUUAGCAUGCCUUAAUCUUACAUUAAAGGGAGUCUGAGUUUCAAUAUUAGAGAAACUCCUUUCCACAUCCAUUCUCAGAGACUCCUGCCAGGAUGAUUUGAGAGAAAAACACCUAUUAAUUAAAAGCUGAAGUUUGAAAAUCCAGAGUCUUUUGAGCAGCCAUCUCAUGGUACCAGCUUGCUAAUGGUCAAUGAAAUACCACCAAAGAGCAGUGAAAAGUUGAGAUUAAAAUUGUUCUCACAGGCUUGUGGUAACUUGUCACAGGAUAUAAUGAAGUAAAGAAAGUAACUUUCUCUGGAGAAAGGAAAGGUGAUGCUAAGGAGCUCUAAUUCCAUUCACUGACAUCACAACCAAGUAGGCUAGAAUGUUUCAAACUGUAUGUGGACAGUUAACAGGAAAGGUGCUAUGGACUUAGCAUCUAGGGUAGUAAUAGAGAAGGUCAUGCUUUUAAUAAAAAUAACAGCAAGCUUUUCUAUUCAAAUGCUAAGGUGAUAGGCACCUUUUAAGUCAAAACAUGAGACAGAGAUGCUGAUUAACUGGAAAAAUAAUUAUCUGAAAGUGAUCAAAGCAAGUUGUACUAAAAUAAAUAAAACUGCCUGUUAACAA
Messenger RNA from Camarhynchus parvulus, 2331 nucleotides. RefSeq names its product asparaginase and isoaspartyl peptidase 1 (gene ASRGL1). NCBI's taxonomy places the organism in Eukaryota, Metazoa, Chordata, Aves, Passeriformes, Thraupidae. Bases 525 to 1475 code for a protein of 316 amino acids. The transcript is spliced from 7 exons. Gene Ontology annotation, molecular function: asparaginase activity. The record is from RefSeq and is a predicted model, not a curated record.